AUGAAAUACUAUUUUAUCCGUGAUGAAUUGAAAAAGAAACAAUUUUAUAACCCUGAACCUAUAUCAGAUGAAGAAAAUAAAGCAAACAAAGUGGCAAAUUUAGAAAAAGUUUAUAAAAUUUGUAAAAUUAUUUAUUAUUUGGUUAGUGAUGUUAAUAUCCACAUUGAAGAUUCAAAAAUUUCGGACAUACCAAUUGCUACAGUCGAUGAAAACAAAUCAAUAAAAGAUUAUUUUAAUCAAGAAAAACCAAAUCAUUCAUUAGAAUUAACUACAAAAUCUGUAUCGUUUAAUUUUUCAAGAUUAUAUAAAGAUUCAGCUGGUUUUGAAUUUUUAUUUAAUCCAAAACAGGAUAUUCCAUUCCAUGUAACAUGUUCGAUACAGUUACUUAAAAUUCAUUUUGCUAAAAGAAUCAAAUUUGAAACUGGUUAUAUAGGACAAGAAUCUGAUGAAAUUUUAAAUAUUCCAAAUUUUUCAUUUACUUCAAAAGCAAAUAUUUUACAUCAAUUAAUUACUCAAGGUGGUUUUAAAAAUUGUGUACUGGAAUGUUAUUUUUCAACAAGUACUCCAAUGUUAGAUAUAGAUACAAAACAAUUGAGUAGUUUAUUAUAUAAUUAUGUGUUGAUAAAGAAAUAUUCUAGUCUACAAAAAAUACAUAAUCAUAUUCAUAAUGAUUCAAAACAAAAGGACAAUGAAUCCAAAUUUGAAAUGAAUAAAUUAUGGCCACCACCUAAAGAAUCAUUAAAAUCUAGAAUUUGGAGAUAUUUAAAUGAAUUUUAUCCACAAUUGGAUAUUAAAUUAGUAAUUGAACAGCCUAGAUUCAUUCUUAGACAUUGUGAAGAAACUGCAUUAAAUAAUAAAAACAUACAACUACUUACAUUUUCAUAUUCAUUAUUAAAUUUUAAUAUGUCAACUACAAAAUCAAGAGAUUAUAUAUUAAGUUGUCAAAUUUUGUAUCCUAAUAUUACUUAUAAUGAAAAAUCAAAUAUUGCAAAUCCAGAAUUUAAUAAUGAAAUUUUUAAAAAGGAGAUUGCUUCUUUAAAAUAUUUUAAUAUUCAAAUUGAUGUAUAUAAGAAUUUAAAAGUUAAAACUUCAGUAGAUUUCAGUGAUGUUAAUUUCGAUUUAACUAGUCUUGAUAUAUUUUCAGGUGUUCAUUAUUUAUUACUUGAUAUUACUAAAAUUGCAGAACAUGAUUUAAAAAUAGGAAAGAUUAAUAAUAUAUUCAAUGAGGAGUUAAACAAUUUAAAAAUGAAAUUGAUUAACAAGGAAAUUAAAACGCAAAAGAUCAAAAUUGAAGAUAAGAUAUUUAGGCACUUGCCAAAAUGGAUUACCAAAGUAGAACUUAAAUUAAAUUCGUUAUGUAUAAAUCUUGGUUCAAGAUCAGUUUUAAUUCCAAAACAAGAUUUAUCUAAAACUUCAGCACCUUUUGACUUUGACAUUGAGGAAGAUCAUAUACUAAGAAAGUUGACAAUAAAAGUCAAAAGUUUUAACUCAUGUUUGAUCAAUAAUGAAGAAGCUCAUGAUAAACCAGAUGAUUCAUCUCUGGAAACUACAUUAACUUCAUUUACUGAUGAUACUGGAUAUUGGUCAGUUCAAACAAAAUUGGAAGAUUUAGAUGUAAUUAUUCCUGAUAAAGAUUUAAGACAACCUAAAAUGAUUGAUUUACCAAGUUUAAAAAUUAAUAUUAAUACAAUUAUGGAUUUUAAUGGUGAGAAUAAAUUAAUCAUUGAUUCAGAAAUUGAUAAAAUUGCAGUUGAUUUUAGUAGAUUUAAAUUAUUUACAACUAUUGGUGCUGUUUAUUUAAUUAGAGAAUAUGUCAUAUCUCCAAUAAAAUUAAUAAAACUGAAAGUAAGAAAAGAUUUGUCACAAUUUCAUGAACCAAUUUCAAAACAAGAAGAAAGUAAAGGUAACAUACUAGACUUUAUCCGAUUCAAUUUUAAAUUAAACAAUUCUGAUUUUGUAAUUAGAUUAAGUGAUGAUUUUAAAGUAAAAAUUCAGUUGGCAAAUUUACAAAUCAAUUUACAUGAAAAAUUAUUGAAACUUAGUCUUAACUUCAUUAGAGCAUUAGCUGAUUCCCCUUUAAGUAAAGAUAAAUGGUGUAGAUUAUUAUGUGUUGAUUCAUUAUCAUUGAAUAUGGAAGUUCCAUCAAGAAUCAAUAAAAGAACAUUGACUAAUUCCCAUAUUGAUAUAUAUACCGAUGCAAUUAGAUUAAUUCAACCAAAUGGUUUCAUUGUGUAUAAAUUAUUUGAUAAUAUUUCAAUUACAGUCAAGGCUGCAAAACAUUUAGUCAAAUUAUUGAAAGAUGAUUCAAAUAAAGAAGAGUUAAAUAUUAUUCAUCCACAUUCACAAAACCCAAUACCAUUACCUACUAUCAACAUCAAAUCUAGACAUUUAAAAUUUUUAAUGGAAGAUGAUCCAUUUGAGUCUGAAUUAAAUAUGAUUUAUCAAUUGGGAUUAGUUGAACAAAGAAAAAGAUUGGAAUUGUAUUCAAUAUUUGAUGAAACAGCAAGGAAUGAAGUCGAAUAUGGUGAGGAUUAUUUUAAUAAAUUGAUGAGAUUACAUACUACGAUUUCAGAUUCUUGGAUUAGAAAAGUUAAUGUUUAUAAAACUAAACUUGUUGAAGAAGUAGCAAGUAAUAAAGACUAUUUAUUUGGCAAUGAAGUUAAUUUCAAUCAAGAUUAUAAUAAAGAUGUAGUUGCUUAUCCUUAUCAUUCACCAUUAUUAGGUAUUUAUAUGGAUAAUUUUAAUUUAACUGUUAGUAAACCAAAAUUUGAUAUGGAUCAAUUACCUCAAUUUAUUUAUGAUUUUGGUCAAGGAGUUCCAAAAGAUACAAAAUAUUCAUUAUACAUCCCAACUUACUUAGACUUAAAAGUUGGUGAAUUUAGAAUGCAUUUACGUGAUUAUCCAUUACCAAUGUUACAUGCACCAAGGAAUAAAAAUGCAUCCCAACCAUCAGUUAUAUUAGAAGGUCAUUUAAUAAUCACUGAAGCUUUAGUUACUGCUGUGGAAAAUUUAAGACAAUUGGAUACUCCAUUAACUCCAAUUUAUAGAUCAAAUAAAAAUGCAGAAAUUAGUAGAUUUGAUCAAUUGAUUAUUGAAAAAACUUUGGCUUCAGUUAAAAUGUAUACUAAUUUAUUAUGUCAAUUUGAUUCAGAUUAUCCAACAAGAAUUAUAUGGGGUACUUCUUAUAAUUUUGGUAUUCAACAAUUUAUGCUUAAUUUUGAUCAAUUUUCAAAACCUCCAGUUGAUCCAAGUAUGAAGUUAGGAUUUUGGGAUAAAUUGAAAUAUAUCCUACAUGGUAAAUGUAGAAUCAAGACGAGAAAAUCAUUAGAAGUUGGAUUUAAAGGUUCUCGUGACCCAUAUAAUUUAUUUACAACAUCAACUGGAUUUGUUUUAAGUUUUAAAGAAAACGUCAUUUGGGACAUUAAUAAAAAUGAUGAUUCUAAAAACUUUUUCGAUAUUAAUGCUGAAAAAGUUUCAUGGUAUAUUCCAAAUUAUCUUGGUAGUCCAUUAUUGAGUUGGACAAGAUCAAGUAUUGAUUCAGUUUAUUUACCAGAGUCUAAAAAUUUUAUAAGUUCAUGUUUUGCAUAUUAUUUAGAUUCUUCAACACGAGAUUCAAUUUCUAAAAUUGAUUUUGAUUAUGCUAAACACGUAUUUGCAAAAAAUGUAAUACAAUUAAGUGGUGGAGUAAAUUUUAAAGUUGGAUUUUUAUUACAAAGAAAAGAGAAUGGAGAAAGAGUUGAUGAUUUUAAAUCACAUUAUGAUGUUCAAUUAUAUAAUCCUAAAUAUUGUGAAAAGGGUCAUGAUUCAUAUAAGGAUUUCAGAUCUGAAUAUAUCCACAUAUCAAUUUCAUUAAGUGCAAGUACUGAAUCAAGUUAUAAUACUAUUCAUUUAUCACCUGGUGCUUUUCAACAAUUUUUUGGUUGGUGGAGAUUAUUUGCAAGUAAUAUGAUGUUACCAGUUCGUAAGGGCCCUUUAUUUGGUGAAGCUAAACAAAAUGUCAAAUUUUCACAACAUUUAUACACCAUUAAAUUUUUAUUUUAUCUUAAAUCAUUAUUUAUUUCCCAUGUUUAUCGUGAUGAAAUUAUAGAUACUUCAAAUGAUAGAAUCGAAUGUGUUGGAUUAAGAGCUAAAGUUGAUGAAUUUUCAGUUGAUUUACAUCAAAGAAAAGAACCUACUACAUUACAUCAUGAAGAAUUAUCAAAAGAUACGAAAACAAUGAAGAUGAAUAUGAAUUUGGGAGAAGUUGUCCUUUCUGGUAUUGAUUUAAGAGCAAUUCAUACAUCAUUUAAACAAAACUUGUAUAAUAAAUCAGAUAUUAAAGGAAAAUCAACAUAUAGUAUAUUUGAUGAUAAUAAAAGAUGGUAUGAUUUACAAGAUUAUGAAGAAGCAUUUUUACCUACAUUAAAAGGAUGUCCUAAAGAUGUAAAUAUUUAUCCAUUAUUAUAUUCACAUCGAUUUUCAUAUGAAAGAGAUACUUCAAAUGAAGAAGUCAACUCAUCAAAUAAACACCAUAAUAAUGAAGGUGCUUUUGGAAAUGAAAAAAUGCAUGAAUGUAGAUUGAAAAAAGUUGACCCGUUGGAAGUUAGAAAAGAUGUGUUGGAAGAGAGAUUAAAAUUACUUCAGGAACAAAUUGUCAAAGUUGGUGAUAGAUCAAUUUCAAAACAAUUGAAAAAUAGAAUUGCAUAUGUUGAACAAGAAAUAGGUAAGGCACAGAAAGGAUUACGAGCAUCAUUAGAUCGUAAUGAUACUUUUACAUCAAUUCAAACUGAAGAACAUGAACAUUAUCAUAAUAAAUUUACAUUGUUUAGUAUGUUGCUUAAAUGGAAUUUCAAUUGUCGUAAUUUAUUACUUAAGUAUAUUCAUUUUGUUCAAUUAAAAGCAGCGAUGAGGAAAUAUUUAUCUCAUGAAUCAAUAAUGACUUUAGAUAACAUAAUGGAAAAGGCAAGUAAAUUACUCAAUGAAAAUGAAUCGGAUUUAUCAUCAAUUGCAAAUUCAAUAAAUGAAGGCAUAUCACAAGUUUCACAUCAUUCAAAAGAUGAAUCUUCAGAAAAUAGAUUAGCUAAUUUCAGCAAUAUUUUGAAAUUUAAAAAUCAAGAUGAGAAAUUAAAUGAAGAUUAUUUGAUUGAAAUUAUAUCACCUCAGAUCCAAUUACACUCUGAUGAUUAUCCAGAUUCGGUUGUAAUGAUUUCAGCUCCAAAUAUAAAUGGUAAAAUUUUAUCAACCACCGACUCAAAUGAUUCUAAAUUGGAAGAAAGAUAUGGUGUAUUAUUAAAAGAUGCUAGCGUUUUUGUAUUGAAUAAAAAGGAUGUUGUUGGAUCUGAUUCAAUGAUAAUUAUAGAUAAUCCAUAUGGUGGUGAUCAUAAAUCAAAUUGGCCACCUUGGUUAGGUCAAGAAGUUACUCAAAACGGUAAAUGGGCAGGUGAAAAUCAAUUAUUAAUUGAGAAAUUAUCAGUCAUGGCAUUAUUUUAUAAUUCAGAAAUAUUAAGUGGUAAAUUAAAUAGUGCUGAAGAAGGUGAGGAUUCUCAUUUGGAUGAAGCUCCGAAGAAAUUAAGAAUAGAUAUGCCUUCAAUUGUUAUAACUUCAACUUCAAGUCAAUAUUUUUCCAUGUAUGUUAUCAUGUUGAGUUUAUUAUUUUAUUCAGAGCCUAUGAGUAAAGUCAUAUCAGAUAAACUUGAAAAGAUGAAAUUUGCAAUUGAUUUUCAGGAUUUACCUUCCAUGAGCUCAAGAGUUAAAUCAAUGCAACAACAUUAUAAGAAAUUAAAAUUUUUGACAUCAAAUUAUGAUUUUAGACAAGAGAAUUUAAGUAAUGAGGAUUUAAACAAUUUCUUGCAGAUUAAUUUGGAACGUGGUGAAAUUGCAAGUGAUAUUUAUUUAUUAUUGAAAACUUUAUAUACUGGUGAUUUUGUUAAUGAUAUAAGUCAUAAUAUUCAACAAUCAUGGUUAAUUAGAGCUGAUGAGGUUAUAUUACAUUUAUUAGAGGAUGAUAGAACACCAAUCAUGGAUUUAGCAUUAGCAAAAGGUACAUUCAAGAGAAAAGAAUUAGAGUCUGGGUCCAACAUAAAUAGAAUUGAGAUUGAAAUGAUGCAGGGAUUCAAUUUAAUUAAAACUGCUAGAUUUCCUGAUUUCCUACAACCAUUUCCCAAUGAUGGAAGUAACACUUCAUUCAGCAGUUAUAACCUAAUUGACUUAGAAUGGACUAUGAAUAAAGCAGUUGGUGGAAUAAAAAUUAUAGAACAUUUGAAGAUUAAUUCCUUACCGUUAAAUAUCAAAAUUGAUGAAAUAACUGGUGAGAAAUUAACUAACUUUAUAUUUCAAUCUAAAGAUCCAAUAGAUAUUAAAAAUUCAAAAGUUUUAAAUGUUGCAAAUAAUGUAAAACAACAAGAAUUGAAUGAAAAUGAUGGAAGUGAUGAUGAAUUUGGUUUAAUUACAGAAUUGGAAGGUGCUAAUAAAUCAAGUGACAGAAGGAAACAAGAUGAUGAAGGAAAGGGUACAACCACAUCAAAUUCAAAAAUGAAGAAGAAUUUCACAGGCUUAUCAACAUCUUCAAACUCAAAUAAAGAUGUCCAGGAAGAUGAUGAACAAGUUGCAGAAAUGAUUAAAAGAUCAAAAGAAUAUUAUUCAAUUAUUUCCUUGACUAUCAAGGCAAUAUCAUUAAAAGUUACCUUGAAAUUAAAUAAAGGAUAUAAACGAAUUUUAAAUGUUACAAAUUUCAAAAUUGAUUUACCAGAAUUAAAUAUAACUAAUAGAAUACUUUCAUUUGUUGAUUUGAGUAAAAUUAUAGGUAAACUAGUUACAAAAUCAUUAUUAGCUCAUAUUGGAUCAUUAUUAAGAAACAAAGUAACCAGAAAUAAAUUAAUAAAAGCCAAAGAAAUCAAAUCAAUUGAUAAUUAUAAAAAAUUUACCAAAAUUUCAGAAUUAGAAGCAUAG
Messenger RNA from Insectozyma verbasci, 6927 nucleotides. The record is from the annotation of a GenBank genome assembly. NCBI's taxonomy places the organism in Eukaryota, Fungi, Ascomycota, Pichiomycetes, Serinales, Debaryomycetaceae.